CCCUCGCUCAUGCUCCCCACCCGCAGAAGGUGGUGAGAUGGCACUGCAGUUUGAAGCCUUCUGUGCAGGGGGCCUGGCCCCGGGCUGGAGCCUGCUGGUCCAGGGACACUCUGACUCUGGAGAGGACAAGUUUGAGAUCAACUUCCUGUCUGAGGCGGGGGACAUUGCCUUCCACGUCAAGCCCCGCUUCUCCAGCGCCACCAUGGUGGGCAACACCUUCCAGGGUGGCCGCUGGGGCCAGGAGGAGGUGUCCGGCGUCUUCCCGCUGGUGCUGGGGGAGCCUUUUGAGAUGGAGGUGAGCUCGGAUGCGGAGCACUUCCACGUCCACGCCCAGGACCACAAGGUGCUACAGUUCGCACACCGCCACCGGCCGCUGGCGGGCAUCACCCGGGUACAGGUGCUGAGUGACCACCGCCUGGCCCAGGUGGAGCUGGCCAGGAGGGACCUGAGUUGGUGGGAUGGGGGCCACUGAGCUGCGCCUGAAGUCCCCGGAGGGAGCCUAAGCCAUCAGCUGUCUCCUGUCCCUGGAGCCCACCCUGGGGGAGGAGGGGGGGCUGGUGGUCUGUGCUUCUGGGCCCCUCCCCACUCCACCUCCACCUUCAAUAAAGUUUGAGCAGGCUGCA
Felis catus (domestic cat) is the source of this 623-nucleotide messenger RNA. RefSeq names its product galectin-related inter-fiber protein (gene GRIFIN). The record is from RefSeq and is a predicted model, not a curated record. Gene Ontology annotation, molecular function: carbohydrate binding. The transcript has 5 exons. Lineage: Eukaryota; Metazoa; Chordata; Mammalia; Carnivora; Felidae. The coding region runs from base 38 to 472 and encodes 144 amino acids.